UCAAAGUUCUAAUCAAAAUCUAGCAGCGGAAAUAUUGACCGCAUCAUCAAAUUCAUUGAUUGACCCAAAUUCCGGGGAUCGGAAUUCCUUGCUUCAUCGGAGUUCCAAAUUCCCCCUUCUCAAAUUCCCCCUCCCCCCUUUCAAAAUCUCUUCUUUGUUUUACAAAAGAAAUAAAAAAAGUUAAACUUUAUGGCAUGGAACGUGUUCAAAUUCUGCACGGCACUACGUGCUUUGGGUUCGAUUAUGAUCGUUUUCGUUCUUGCGAUCAUUGGUGUCACUUACUAUUCAGUGGUGAUCGCUCAUUAUGGUCCAAGUCUCUUUCUUGGAGGCUUUGAUACAGUUUUUUCCGUUGUAGUUCUCGUCUUGUUUCAUUCCCUGCUGGUAAUGGUUAUGUGGUGUUAUUCUUCUGCUGUUGUAACGGAUCCAGGGGGUGUCCCGCCGGAUUGGAGGCCCCUCACAGAUGAGGAGAAAGGUGAUGCCGAUCCAUUGGUCGGUUCUGGUUAUGGAAAUGCAGAAUUAGACUCAAAGCAUUUAGUUAUGGCAGGUGAUUACAUGAGCCAAGACAUACGUUUCUGUCACAAGUGCAAACAAUUUAAACCUCCUCGCACCCACCACUGCUCUGUUUGUAGAAGGUGUAUACUAAAAAUGGACCAUCACUGUGUUUGGGUUGUCAACUGUGUUGGAGCUUUGAACUACAAGUAUUUCCUUCUAUUUUUGUUUUACACAUUUCUUGAGACAACACUUGUCUGUUUAUUGUUACUGCGGGUUUUUAUGGAGUUCUUUAACGAUGGUGAGAUAGAUGAAACACCAGGAACACUUGCAGCUACUUUUAUCACAUUUGUUUUGAACUUAGCAUUUGCACUGAGUAUUCUGGGCUUUCUGAUUAUGCACAUAGCAUUGGUUGGAGCCAAUACCACCACUAUUGAGGCAUAUGAGAAGAAAACCAGUCCUAAGUGGCGAUACGACCUUGGUUGGAAGAAGAAUUUUCAACGGGUAUUUGGACUAAAGAAGAAAUUCUGGUUCAUCCCGGCCUAUUCUGAAGAAGAUUUAAAACGAAUGACGGCGCUUCAAGGUUUCAAAUAUCCAACGAGGCCCGACUGGGAGCUGCCCCAGAAGCAUUAACUAGGGAACAAGAGCAAGCUAUCAAGUUUCAAUCACUCAUAAAAAGAAAAUCUGGGUUGCACAUCUUAUGUACAUAUAUCUGUAUCGUUGUGAUUUUGAAGUGAUAACAUCGGAUUUCAUUGUAAUUACCGGUGUUAAUUGUUCCUUAAAGACUGGCCUGAGAGCCACCGGUGAGAGCUCAACAUUUCUUUGGUUUUCCCUCUGGCCAAUCACCAUAUGUAAUCUCUCCAUUUGAAACUUUGUACUGUCUAUAUAUUCAAUUUUCAUUGCAAUGAGCCAAUGAUUGAAACUUUUAGAA
Molecule: messenger RNA, 1420 nt
Organism: Hibiscus syriacus
Lineage: Eukaryota; Viridiplantae; Streptophyta; Magnoliopsida; Malvales; Malvaceae
Product: probable protein S-acyltransferase 14
Exons: 7
Coding region: 190-1122 (310 amino acids)
Molecular function (GO): palmitoyltransferase activity
Source: RefSeq, a predicted model, not a curated record